AGUCCACUGCUUGACUUUGUACCCUGAACUGAAAAUAAUCAAACCAAAAUGUACACCAAGGUACUUUGCUUAGCCGCCCUUGUCGCUGCUGUAGUCGCGCAUGAACACCACCACCAUCAUGAUGCGCACUCAUCUCAAUACAUCAAGCGCCACGAUGAACAUCACCAUCAUGGACAUGAACAUCACCAUCACGGACAUGAACAUCACCACCAUAGCCAUCCCAAAUAUGAGUUUGGAUACAAAGUAGAAGACCAUCACACCGGCGACAUCAAGUCUCAGCACGAGACCCGCGACGGUGAUGUCGUCAAAGGCUCCUACUCUCUUCACCAGCCCGAUGGCCACGAAAGACAUGUGCACUAUCACGCCGACAAGCACUCUGGGUACAAUUCACUUAAACUACAAUAUCGUGAAUUUUCUUUUCAGAUUAUUUGUUUCGCUGCCAUCGUUACCGUAGUUGUAGCGCAUGGACACGUAGCUUACUCGUCACAACACAUCUCACGUCAUGACGGACAUCCACAUGUCGUUCACUAUAAGGGACAUGAGCAUGGUCACGGACACGUCGACUAUCAUGCUCACCCAAAGUACCACUUCGAGUACAAAGUACACGACAAGCAUACAGGCGAUAUCAAGUCUCAACAUGAGAGCCGUGAUGGUGAUGUCGUGAAGGGAUACUAUUCGCUUCACCAACCUGAUGGCCAUGUUAGAACUGUCCACUACCACGGCGACCACCACACGGGAUUCCACGCUGAUGUGAAGUACGGUGUACACCACAUUGUCCCCAUUAAGCACCACCACUGA
Molecule: messenger RNA, 798 nt
Organism: Melitaea cinxia (Glanville fritillary)
Lineage: Eukaryota; Metazoa; Arthropoda; Insecta; Lepidoptera; Nymphalidae
Product: histidine-rich glycoprotein-like
Exons: 6
Coding region: 49-798 (249 amino acids)
Cellular component (GO): extracellular matrix
Source: RefSeq, a predicted model, not a curated record